AAAUCAUCCAGUACACUAUCUUGUCGGCCAUGCUGGUGACAGCAAAGCAAUUACAUCCCUUAUCCUUCCCUAAUCUUACCUGCUUCCUGGUGACAGGGCCAGUCGGCGUAUCGUUUAUGGGCUGAGGGCGCCUCUCGCACCAUUGUCGUGAGCGAGGUAGUGAAGUGGCUCUUUAGACAAGUUGGAGUUAAGAGGCGUUAGCGUUUUCUUCUGGCGUGGGAAAAAGGAUAUGUUAUACUGGUGUCCCAUUAAGCAUAGUCCGUCUUAGCGGUCAUUGUCGCAAUGUCGUCACAGCCUCACACGCGAGCGUCUAAGCCCAGCGGCGUCGCUCUCGGGAGUCGCACGCGCGAGCCUAAAGCCGGUCGCGGGCGACGCAUGCGACAUCAAGACGGCGACUCCCCCAGAUCGCCAUCCGCGUUUCUCAAUCGCUCAGCCGUAGUCGGAGGCAGACCCUGGCUCUUCGCCAGCUGGUGCUGCAUAUUCGUUAUUGUGUUGCUCGCUUUCGUUUCAGGCGCCGUGAUCGUGCUACAGUUAACGGAACACAAAACAAUGUCCGGCGCUCUUGCGACUCUCCAGCAGACGGGGUCGGGUAUCGGAAGCCACGCGCUGCUGGCGCUGAAGUCGAAGCUGAGCUUGUCAGGGAGGAAAGUGGGGAGCCUGACGGCCGGUACGCACCACCAUGUCAAGCACGUGUUCGAGCAGCGGUUCCUUUACUACGGCGAUGUGAUCGAUUCGACGACGACCGACUGCGGUAGCGUCAACGAGCAGCACUCAAGCCUCCGGUGUGCGAUGGAGGAGGCUCUGCUGACCAACAGAACGUUCGUGUUGCCUCGCCACAUCUGCAUUCGCCCUGCCUUCAACAUCGAUGCCGCCAGAAUAGUGAACACGUCCCAAACGGAGAUGCUUCUAGAGGACCUCUUCGAUCUUAAAGCCAUCUCCAAAGCCCUCCCCAACGGCAUUGUCUUUGCUGACGCGGUCGAUUGGAAGCAGACGCUCGCCGCCGCCCAAGACGCACAGACCCUCGCAAACACGCGGACGAAAAGCGCCGCCCCUGGGGAGGAGGCGGGUGAGGGUGGGGGAGGAGGAGAGGAGGAGGAGGAGUUACCUGCGCAGUAUUUGGUGCUUGAGGAUGGGAGUGUGGGGUGGAGGGAGCUUCGGGACGUGCCUGAUUAUGCCGAGGCUAAGAUCGUGCACCGGAAUGAGGAGCGGCCCUGGAGGAGGGCGUGUGAGACGCGGUUCAACGGCACGGCAGUGAUCUACCACGGCCCGCCCUUCGCCAAAUACAUCCGCGACCUCGCCAUGCAGUUGUCUGAGAAGCUGGGCCAUUUCGUCUUCCUGCACGUGCGCCGCCACAACACCGACAUCAUGCGGGACGACGCGUCGUACCUGCGCUGCCGGCACCUCGACCGCGACACGCGCGUGCCGGCCAUCCGAAGGCACAUCUGGCGCCUCAUCCCCGAGAACAGCACGCUUUACAUCGCCACGGACGAAGUCAACAAAGGGUUCUUCUCCGGCCUUUCACAGUGGUACGACAUCCGGCUUGCGCGGAGCUUUGACCAUAUGUUCAAGGGCAGCGUCACCAACAACUACCAAGUCUUUGCAAUCGAGAAGCACCUCUCCAAGUUCGCAUCGUUCUUUGUAGCCACUUUCUGCGAUGAGGCCGAUUCCUACGGCUGGCUUGGCCUUCAUGCUUUCUACUGCCUAUGCCAGGACUACCAAGAAGGUAGACGUGCUCAAACAAUCAAGGACACGUCCGCUGGCCGAUAGGAGCAUUUGUAGAGCCCCUUUUAGGUUUCACUCUCAAGGUAGAAUAGUGUGCACAUAUACCACCCGUAAUUUAUUUGCUACGGGUUUAGAGUUGGUGAGCUGUAUUUCCUUGUAUCAGGCUGGCCAAGUUCACUGUUCCUGGCAGUA
Molecule: messenger RNA, 1914 nt
Organism: Closterium sp. NIES-67
Lineage: Eukaryota; Viridiplantae; Streptophyta; Zygnematophyceae; Desmidiales; Closteriaceae
Source: the annotation of a GenBank genome assembly